AUGCUGAUUAGGUUAUAUGGAAACCUUACAAGUUUGAAAGGGAACACCACCCAUGUUCCAGAUGUUGCAUUCUACUCAGGGAUGCUCAGAUUUUGUGAUGUUAUUGAGCCUUACUAUCCUGAGCGGGUUCUUAGGCAGUUUGGUCGAGUGCAGACGAUUCCUCCCAGAAUAAGUGCCCCAACCAGAACUAGUAGUCGUGCCAAUUCCUAUAAUUCUUACUUUGGGGAAAUGUGGGAACAUGUGCCAAUUCCUAGAAACAAAUUAUACACCCCAAUUCUAAUUUUGAACCCAAACAUGCCAAGUUAUCCACAAGGCAAUUUCCUUCUCUACAAUUAUGAGGAUGCUCCUCCUCCAAAUUUGAAGAUAGCAUUUGCACAAAAAUUUGAGAAUCAUAUUCAAUAUCAAGUGGGAACCAUCCGUUCUGGCACGCCAAAACAAUUGCAUGGAUUUCAUAACACUUAUAUUCAAGUUGUGGAUAACAUCAUGACAACGUUGAAAGCGCGUUGUGAAAACCUAGUCUACAAAGCUCAUAGUUGUUAA
Prunus armeniaca (apricot) is the source of this 540-nucleotide messenger RNA. NCBI's taxonomy places the organism in Eukaryota, Viridiplantae, Streptophyta, Magnoliopsida, Rosales, Rosaceae. The record is from the annotation of a GenBank genome assembly.